AUGGCACAGAAGUGGAAGUGUGCGGCUUGCUACUCAGUCAACGACAAGACAGACUAUCACUGCCGCAACCGUCGCUGCUCCAUGAACUACCAGACGAACAACCAGAGAUUGAAAGAGGAAGAGCAGCGACGGGCUGAAAGGGAGAAGAACACCAACAUGGCAAAAGAUCUGAUCUCAAAGACCAUGAUGUGCACCAACGAGUUCGCUCAUCGGCAUCCACAGUUCUCUCCCCCACCUAUUGCCCGAGAUAUGCAACGAUACAAGGAUAUGAUCUAUAAGCAGACGAUGGAGGUGGCGGAGUUCCCGUUUUAUUGCUGA
Molecule: messenger RNA, 318 nt
Organism: Prorocentrum cordatum
Lineage: Eukaryota; Dinophyceae; Prorocentrales; Prorocentraceae
Source: the annotation of a GenBank genome assembly